This is a messenger RNA of Pyrgilauda ruficollis (rufous-necked snowfinch), 624 nucleotides long. RefSeq names its product glyoxalase domain containing 5 (gene GLOD5). The coding region runs from base 175 to 624 and encodes 149 amino acids. Lineage: Eukaryota; Metazoa; Chordata; Aves; Passeriformes; Passeridae. The record is from RefSeq and is a predicted model, not a curated record. The transcript is spliced from 4 exons.
UGGGUCAAGGUCCACCUCUGCAGGGAGCAAUGUUUAGAGCUCCCGUUUCCAAUCUCACCAUUCCCUCCCUUUGUCCCGUGACGUGGCUACUCCCAGCAGGAAGGGGAUGGUCAUAGGAAACCAUCCAGCGCUGCCUUCCCAGCUCUUCCCUCUGCAGUUCCCAACCCUGAGAGCAUGGCUUGGAAGGAAGAGGGCACAAGCCCACCCUCGUGUUUCAUCCAGCGCCUGGACCACCUUGUGCUGACCGUGAAGAGCAUUGAGGACACUGUGGCCUUCUAUUCCAAAGUCCUGGGCAUGGAGGUGGUGACGUUCAAGGGGAAUCGCAAAGCUUUGCGCUUUGGCCAGCAGAAGUUCAACCUGCACCAGGCUGGGCAGGAGUUCGAGCCCAAGGCUCGGCACCCUGUGCCCGGCUCUGCGGAUUUUUGCCUGAUCACAGCAGUGCCCCUGGAGCAGCUGCUGGAGCAUCUGAAGACCUGUGGGGUGGCCAUUGAAGAAGGUCCCGUGGCCAGAACUGGUGCUGUGGGUCCAAUAACCUCCAUCUACUUCCGAGACCCCGACGAGAACCUGGUUGAGGUUUCCAGGUACUGCACGGAUGAGGCUGCAGGCCCUGAGGGGGAGCCCUGA